UCUUCUCCUCUCACGCCCCUGUCUCUCUCUUCUUUCUCUCACUUUCACUCUCUCCUACUCUUUCCCUCUCUAUCGCACACACAUUCACCCUCCCUUGUCAAAUUACAAUAUUCAGCAGCAGCAAGACAUCAGCGUGUGUGUGCGCGCGUGUGUGUUUUCCACUCUCUUUCCACCGGCAAAAAACAAAAACAAAAACAAAAACCCAAAAAACAAAAAAGAGAAAGAGAGAGAGAGAGAAACAGAGAGGCUCAGUUCCAUCGCUUUUUGCACUGAGGGAAAAUGCAAUUAUUUAAAUGAAUCAUAAUAAAAUAAACCCUAAUGAUUUCUAACCAGGAGCCUCAGUGGGACUCAUCACUCUAGUCUUCCCAGUUCCUAAAGAGGUCCCGGGAUUCUUGAGCUGUGCCCAGCUGACGAGCUUUUGAAGAUGGCACAAUAACAGUCCAGUGAUGCCUGACCAUGACAGCACAGCCCUCUUAAGCAGGCAAACCAAGAGAAGAAGAGUUGACAUUGGAGUGAAAAGGACGGUAGGGACAGCAUCUGCAUUUUUUGCUAAGGCAAGAGCAACGUUUUUUAGUGCCAUGAAUCCCCAAGGUUCAGAGCAGGAUGUUGAGUAUUCAGUGGUGCAGCAUGCAGAUGGGGAAAAGUCAAAUGUACUCCGCAAGCUGCUGAAGAGGGCGAACUCGUAUGAAGAUGCCAUGAUGCCUUUUCCAGGAGCAACCAUAAUUUCCCAGCUGUUGAAAAAUAACAUGAACAAAAAUGGUGGCACAGAGCCCAGUUUCCAAGCCAGCGGUCUCUCUAGUACAGGCUCAGAAGUACAUCAGGAGGAUAUAUGCAGCAACUCUUCAAGAGACAGCCCCCCAGAGUGUCUUUCCCCUUUUGGCAGGCCUACUAUGAGCCAGUUUGAUAUGGAUCGGUUAUGUGAUGAGCACCUGAGAGCUAAGCGCGCCCGGGUUGAGAAUAUAAUUCGGGGUAUGAGCCAUUCCCCCAGUGUGGCGUUAAGGGGCAAUGAAAAUGAGAGAGAGAUGGCUCCGCAGUCUGUAAGUCCCCGAGAAAGUUACCGAGAAAACAAACGCAAGCAAAAGCUGCCUCAACAGCAGCAACAGAGUUUCCAGCAGCUGGUUUCAGCUCGAAAAGAACAGAAGCGAGAGGAGCGCCGACAGCUGAAACAGCAGCUGGAGGACAUGCAGAAACAGCUGCGCCAGCUGCAGGAAAAGUUCUACCAAAUCUAUGACAGCACUGAUUCUGAAAAUGAUGAAGAUGGUAACCUGUCUGAAGACAGCAUGCAUUCGGAAAUCCUGGAUGUGAGGGCCCAGGACUCAGUGGGAAGGUCAGAUAAUGAGAUGUGUGAGUUAGACCCAGGGCAGUUUAUUGACCGGGCCAGGGCCCUAAUUAGGGAGCAAGAAAUAGCUGAAAAUAAGCCGAAAAGGGAAGGUAAUAAAGAAAGAGACCAAGGGCCAAACUCUUUACAUUCAGAAGGCAAACAUUUGGCCGAGACCUUGAAACAGGAAUUGAAUACUGCCAUGUCACAAGUUGUGGACACUGUGGUGAAAGUCUUUUCAUCCAAACCCUCCCGCCAGCUUCCUCAGGUCUUCCCACCUCUUCAGAUCCCUCAGGCAAGAUUUGCAGUCAAUGGGGAAAACCAUAACUUCCACACCGCCAACCAGCGCCUACAGUGCUUUGGUGACGUCAUCAUUCCAAACCCCCUGGACACCUUUGGCACCAUGCAAAUGCCCAGCUCCACAGACCAAACAGAAGCACUGCCCCUAGUUGUUCGCAAAAACUCAUCUGACCAAUCUGCCUCUGGUCCACCAGCUGGUGGCCAUCAUCAGUCUUUGCACCAGUCUCCACUUUCCACCACCACAGGCUUCACCACAUCUUCUUUUCGCCACCCUUUCCCUCUCCCGCUGAUGGCCUACCCAUUUCAGAAUCCAUUAGGUGCUCCCUCUGCCUCUUUUCCUGGGAAAGAUAGAGCCUCCCCAGAAUCCUUAGACUUAACUAGGGAGACAGCAAGUCUGAGGACCAAGAUGUCAUCCCAUCAUAUGAACCACCACCCUUGUUCACCAGCACAUCCGCCCAGCACAGCUGAAGGCCUCUCCUUGUCUCUCAUAAAGUCUGAGUGUGGUGAUCUCCAAGAUAUGUCUGAUAUUUCACCUUUUUCCGGAAGUGCAAUGCAAGAAGGACUGUCACCUAAUCACUUGAAAAAAGCAAAGCUCAUGUUCUUUUAUACCCGUUAUCCCAGCUCCAACAUGCUGAAGACCUACUUCUCAGAUGUGAAGUUCAACAGAUGCAUUACCUCUCAGCUCAUCAAGUGGUUUAGCAAUUUCCGUGAGUUUUACUACAUUCAGAUGGAGAAGUAUGCACGUCAAGCCAUCAACGAUGGGGUCACAAGUACUGAAGAGCUGUCUAUAACCAGAGACUGUGAGCUAUAUCGUGCUCUGAACAUGCACUACAAUAAGGCAAAUGACUUUGAGCAGGUUCCAGAGAGAUUCCUGGAAGUCGCACAGAUCACAUUACGAGAGUUUUUCAAUGCCAUUAUCGCAGGCAAAGAUGUUGAUCCUUCCUGGAAGAAGGCCAUAUACAAGGUCAUCUGCAAGCUGGAUAGUGAAGUCCCUGAGAUUUUCAAAUCCCCGAACUGCCUACAAGAGCUUCUUCAUGAAUAGAGAUUUUCAACAACUCUUUCUGAAUGUAUGAAAAGUAGCAGUCCCCUUUGGAUGCCCAAGUUAUGUGUAUCUAAAUUUUGAUUUCAUAUACAUGUGUAUGAGAGACAUAGAUAUGUUUAUGAAAUCAGCUGGUAAUUCUGCCUCCUCUUCAUGAACUCUCUCUUUUUUUUUCUUUCGUGUUGUUCUGUUGCAAGGGGAUACUGAAUUGUCCUUCUGCCUUCAGUUUACUUUUUACCCAAGGCCCUUAACAUUUGGAGACUUAAAUGGGGUUCAUUUUCAGGGAGAAGAAUUUUGAAGUGGGUAAAGCCUGUCUUAGCAAGGUAGGGCAUCAUGUAUGUGAUGCCUCGGUCAGAUACUUGACUUACUGCUAAGUGGCAUUUUGGCCGAGGGAAACCAGCAUCACGGCACACUACUGUAGACAAUGAACUUUCCUCUUGUUUUUACUGCUGAAAAGGUCUGAAACUCUAUGGAAUCACUAUUUAAGCUUAGUUUUAUUUUAUUUAGCUAAUUAUGUUGCUUUUGCUUUCAUCUCUAAAAACAACUAAUGACAUUUUUAGCAGCUCAUUGCCUGAAGUGAUACCCCCAGAAGACUAGAUUCCAAACAAAACAAAACAACAAAAAGCUAUCGACCUUUUCCUAAUAGGAAUGAUGAGUACCCCCACUCCCAAAUUAGUGACUUAGCUGCCACUUUCUUAUUGAGGCAAACCAAUUUUGCACAAGAUUGACCCUUUCAGGUUGAGAUUGGCAACUCAUGCAUGAUGGUCUAGCCACUUCUCUCAUUUUACAGUAUGGUCCUCUUGUUAAAAAACAGAACAUAUUUCAUUCUCCACAAAGUAAAACCUAAAUCUUUUCUAUUUACUCUCAUCUUGCUUCAGAUACUAAAAGGCACACAAGUUUCAAACCUACUCUUUGCUCAACUUUGCUUAAAGUUGUAUUAAAAAAAAAACUCUAUUUGAUAUUUAAGUCCCCCCCAUAUAAUUUUCUGAAUUACCCUUAUACAGGAAGAGAAAAAUAAUCCCAUCCUGGACUUUCAAUUCCUGGUUAUCCUGUAAGCUUUUUUUUUUAAUAACAAUUAAGUUUGCUUGAACUUCACCUUGUCAGAGGAACACAUAUAAGAAUGACCCUUCCCCCACAAAAAAAGAUUGAUUUUUCAAAUUCACAAGCAUUUGUUAAGCACCUACAAUGUGACAAAAUAAGUCAUAGAAACAAUCCCCCACUGUAUUGAUGGAUAUGCAAAGUGAUGACAACCUAAUUGUUUUUUUCCUUGCGUUUCUGUGCAGCUUUUAAAAAUGAGUGAUGUGCUACCAGUCUCUUCUAACACAGAAGCUAGUGUUGACCAAAAUAUGAGUAGAGUGAGUGUACAGUAUAGUAAAGUUUGGGAUUAACCUAAGUGAUACUAUUUCAGCAUAAUAUAAGAAAGCUAGCUGCUAGUUCUUUGUGCUUUCUUCACUGGUUCUCCUUUUUUAUUAUUUUCUAAAUUUCAAGUGUAUACUGUCCAAUAUUUACUUUAAAAAACACAUCU
Molecule: messenger RNA, 4182 nt
Organism: Vombatus ursinus (common wombat)
Lineage: Eukaryota; Metazoa; Chordata; Mammalia; Diprotodontia; Vombatidae
Gene: PROX1
Product: prospero homeobox 1
Exons: 6
Coding region: 447-2660 (737 amino acids)
Biological process (GO): regulation of transcription by RNA polymerase II
Cellular component (GO): nucleus
Molecular function (GO): DNA-binding transcription factor activity, RNA polymerase II-specific; RNA polymerase II cis-regulatory region sequence-specific DNA binding
Source: RefSeq, a predicted model, not a curated record